This is a messenger RNA of Medicago truncatula (barrel medic), 1650 nucleotides long. Its product is annotated as replication protein A 70 kDa DNA-binding subunit B. Lineage: Eukaryota; Viridiplantae; Streptophyta; Magnoliopsida; Fabales; Fabaceae. The record is from RefSeq and is a predicted model, not a curated record. Bases 1 to 1650 code for a protein of 549 amino acids. The transcript is spliced from 11 exons.
AUGGCACCAAAGAUUGACUUGAUUUCUGAUAUAUCCCCUUCCAAAGAAAAUUGGAAUAUCAGGGUUCGAGUCGUUCGCCUUUGGUUUGUGAGGGAUAUGAAAAAGGAUCAACUUCCUUACUCCUUGGAAAUGGUUUUGAUGGAUAAUAAGGGCGACCGAAUCAAUGCUUCUGUAAGACGUACUCUCAUAUACAAAUAUGAGAAGGAGCUGAGGGAGGACCGUGUUUUCUCCAUUGGAAAUUUUAGUGUUGCCUCUAAUGUGGGAUCGUAUAGGACGGCGAGACACCCUUAUAAGAUUAACUUUCAGUAUGGUACCAAAAUAAAACAGUGUGAUGAUAAGUUUGUUCCUGCUGACAUCUACGUGAUCGGUGAUUCUCGCGAAAUCUUUCAAUCUGAAUAUGAUACGGAUUACUUGAUCGAUGUUAUGGGUAUGUUGAAGGCUGUUGGUGUUGAGAAGUCAUAUACUCGCAAUGGAUCUCAAUCGAAGAUGAUUCCUAUUGAGUUGGAUUACGAUGGGUUUCGUUUUAAGGUCACCCUGUUUGGUCCUUAUGUCGAUGAGUUGAAUGCUUUUCUUGCAUCUGGUGAAACCGAAAACGUUGUUGUUGCUGUCCUCUUAACCAAGAUCAAGAUCUUUCAAGGUCAGGCGACGAUACAAAAUACUAUUAAUGCAACAAAGGUGUUGUUCAAUCCAACUUUCACUGCUGCUCUUCUAUUGAAGAAGAGGAUGGUUGAGAAUGAUGAUUCUCCGUCACCGGGCAUUUCUAAAAUUACGGAGGCAUCUAAGGUUAGCGUUGAGGAGGACUUUCUGAAUUUGUCCCCGAUGACCACUGUUGAAGGCCUUAAGGAUUGUGCCGAGGAGAAAUGUUUUGCGGUGUUUGGCACUGUCAAUGUUAUUGUUGAUGAUUCGGAUUGGUGGUAUACAUCUUGCGUUGUCUGUAACAAAAAGGUGUACCCUGAUGAGAAGAUGUACUUUUGUUCGAAGUGCAAUAAGCACGUGUUGAAUGUGACACCCAGGUACAUGAUCAAGAUGAGGGUUGUUGACCACACUGAUUCUGCUACUUUUGUUUUAUUUGACCGCGAUGCUGCUGAGUUGUUUAAGAAGACUUGUGCUGAUAUGAUUGAAUCCUGUGGAAUGGGAACUGAUGCGUCAGAAGUUCCUAAAGAUAUCCUUGCUAUGGUUGAGAAAUCUUACCUGUUCAAAGUCGAGACAAACUUGGGAUCUUCGACUAUGUACGAGAAGUCCUAUCGGGUUAAGAGAGUUACGGCCGAUCCUGUGUUGGUAGAAAAGUUUCAGACCAAAUAUAAAGAUUUGAUGAAGAAUGUCCAUGAAGAGGAUGUUAAUUUGGUUGAUGGUGUCGUUGAUGGUGGUGCUCUCAAAUCAUCCGACACUAUUGUUCAGGAUUUGAUGAAAAAACUUGAUGAACCGACUGCUGGGAGCGUAGAUGGGAUAGAUGAAUCACUUACCGCGAGCGUACAUGGGAUAGGUUUGGUGCAAGACGUUGCAGUUAUGAGUGAUGGUGGUGAUGUUGAUGCUCCAGAUAAACGUAAUGUUACGGUUUCUAAGCGUCCCAUCGAUGGUUCUAAGGUCGAGAAAGAUGGUUCCUCCAAAUCACUCGAGCUGAUUAAGCGUAUUAAGACCGAGAAGCCUUGA